Oryza sativa Japonica Group (Japanese rice) is the source of this 1153-nucleotide messenger RNA. RefSeq names its product zinc finger protein 11. NCBI's taxonomy places the organism in Eukaryota, Viridiplantae, Streptophyta, Magnoliopsida, Poales, Poaceae. The record is from RefSeq and is a predicted model, not a curated record.
AAAACUUCAUUGAUUAUUGUGCACUUGCAUUUCUCUAUCUCGCUUGACUGUACAUUUCAUUUUCACAAUCGGCUAGCUUAGAUUCGAUCCCAAUAAGCAGCUAAGCUCACUGAAUCUCAUCAACAAACCAGUAAACCAGUAAACCCUAGCUCUCUCUCUCUCUCUCUCUCUCUCUCUCUCUACCUAGCUUAGCAGAAGCAGAUGAGUCAAAAAACCAGCAAGGACGAGGUGAUCGGUGGAAGGUCGCCGAGCGGCGACGGAGACAAGGCGGAGGAGGAGCUCCGCGAGGCCCGCAGCGGCGACGACGACGACGACGACGAGGCCGGCACGAGGCAGCCGUACAACUGCACCUUCUGCAGGAGGGGCUUCCCGACGGCGCAGGCGCUCGGCGGGCACAUGAACGUCCACCGGAAGGACAGGGUUGGAAGAGCGACGCCGUCCUCCUCGUCGUCGACGACGGCGGCGGCGGCAAGGCGAAGCGUCAGCUACGAUACGCUCGUGAGGUUGUUUCGUCCGCCGGCGAGCGGAGGAAGCGAGGAUGCGGCGGCGUCCACGGCGGCCGGCGGCGGCGCGAGCCUGAGGUCCCGUACCGCCGAGCCGGCGCCGCAAGAGCUAAGGCUGUUUGGGCGCGGCGCCGGCCGUCGGGAAGAAGGUGGUGGUAGAGAUCGACGAGAUCGCUACGGCUGCUGCUCCAAGGAUGGGGAUGGCAAUGGUGGCCAUGAUCAUGGGGAGGAGGAGGAAUUGGAUUUGGAGCUGAGACUUGGUGGUUCAGGCUCUGCAGGCUCAUGAUCGAAUCAAUACUUAAAUGUGUGUCAAUUACGUAUUCUUUUUCAUCAUAAUUGAGUUGAUUUGAAGGAGUAUUUGGUUCAAUUUAGAUCUCUAGCUUAGGUAGCUUUCUAUGUACUUCACAUUUUACCCCCACAGAAUAUAUCUGAAACAAUAUACUUCUUGUUGCUUUUAUUAUGGUAAAAUUUCAAUGGUGAAGAAUGCAAAUUUCCUCAGAGCUGUCAUUGAACAUAUAUUGCCAUGGAUUUUUUUCUAUGUUGCAGUCAUCCAAUAACAAAAUGUAUGUACUAUUUGCUUUUCAUUUAGUUUAAAUUUACACUUUGUAAGAGAUAAAAUAUACUCCCUCCGUUUUGAAAUGUUUGACAUC